Saccharomyces eubayanus is the source of this 1422-nucleotide messenger RNA. It is a transcript of the gene ERG4, whose product is annotated as delta(24(24(1)))-sterol reductase. Bases 1 to 1422 code for a protein of 473 amino acids. The transcript has a single exon. The record is from RefSeq and is a predicted model, not a curated record. Gene Ontology annotation, biological process: ergosterol biosynthetic process. Lineage: Eukaryota; Fungi; Ascomycota; Saccharomycetes; Saccharomycetales; Saccharomycetaceae. Gene Ontology annotation, molecular function: Delta24(24-1) sterol reductase activity. Gene Ontology annotation, cellular component: endoplasmic reticulum membrane.
AUGGGUAACGAUAAUACGAAGAAGAGCCAAGUGGAGGGAGAGAAUAGACAAUCCAAGCAGCCGGUAAAUUUCCUGCCUCAAGGGAAAUGGUUGAAGCCGAAUGAAAUCGAAUACGAGUUUGGUGGGACCGUCGGUGUCAUUGGUAUGUUGAUCGGGUUCCCGUUGCUGAUGUACUAUAUGUGGAUUUGUGCAGAGUUUUAUCACGGGAAAGUUGCGCUGCCCAAGGCGGGCGAGUCGUGGUUGCACUUCAUCAAGCACCUUUACCAGUUGUUCUUGGACAACGGUGUCCCUGAAAAGUAUGACUGGACUAUCUUCCUGACAUUUUGGGCGUUCCAGAUUAUUUUCUACUAUACGCUGCCUGGUAUCUGGACCAAAGGCCAGCCUUUGUCCCAUUUAAAGGGUAAGCAGUUGCCCUACUUUUGUAAUGCUAUGUGGACCUUGUAUGUGUCUACUGCUUUGGUCCUAGUUUUACACUUCACCAAGCUGUUUAGGUUGUACGUUAUUAUUGACCGUUUCGGUAAAAUCAUGACAUGUGCCAUCGUUUCGGGUUUUGCUUUCUCCAUCAUACUGUAUUUAUGGACGCUGUUUGUUUCUCAUGACUAUCACAGAAUGACAGGCAACCACCUAUACGAUUUUUUUAUGGGCGCUCCUUUGAAUCCUCGUUGGGGGAUCCUAGAUAUGAAGAUGUUUUUCGAAGUUAGAUUGCCUUGGUUUACUCUUUAUUUUAUCACUUUGGGUGCCUGUUUGAAACAAUGGGAAACGUAUGGCUACGUCACUCCACAACUAGGUGUUGUUAUGUUGGCCCAUUGGUUGUACGCCAACGCAUGUGCCAAGGGUGAAGAGUUGAUUGUUCCAACUUGGGAUAUGGCUUACGAAAAAUUCGGUUUUAUGCUAAUUUUUUGGAAUAUCGCCGGUGUCCCAUACACGUACUGUCACUGUACUUUGUAUUUAUACUACCAUGAGCCAUCUGAAUACAACUGGUCACCAUUGUACAAUAUUUCACUGUACGUCGUCCUACUAUGUGCUUAUUAUUUCUUUGAUACUGCAAAUGCCCAAAAAAACUCGUUCAGAAAGCAAAUGUCCGGUGACAAGUCUGUUAGAAAGACCUUCCCAUUUUUGCCCUACCAAGUCUUGAAAAAUCCAAAAUAUAUGGUCACUUCUAGCGGCUCAUAUCUUCUGAUUGAUGGUUGGUACACUUGGGCAAGAAAAAUCCAUUACACAGCAGAUUGGACUCAAUCCUUAAUUUGGGCCCUAUCUUGUGGCUUCAAUUCGGUAUUCCCAUGGUUUUUCCCAGCCUUCUUCCUUGUUGUCUUAAUUCACAGAACCUUCAGAGAUCAGACUAAAUGUAAGAGAAAGUAUGGCAAGGAUUGGGACGAGUAUUGCAAGCAUUGCCCUUACAUCUUUAUUCCUUACGUUUUCUGA